Molecule: messenger RNA, 1287 nt
Organism: Trichoderma gamsii
Lineage: Eukaryota; Fungi; Ascomycota; Sordariomycetes; Hypocreales; Hypocreaceae
Exons: 4
Coding region: 1-1287 (428 amino acids)
Source: RefSeq, a predicted model, not a curated record
AUGGACUUUGAGGCAACAACAAUGAAUCGAAACGAGAUGGACAAGUCGCAAGCGUUGACAAUUCAAAUAUUCCUUCUAUUUGGGAGCGCCUUCAUUUGCAUAGCUGCGCGAUCCUUUAAGCGAUUUCGGCAGUAUGGUUGGAAGAACCUUGGCCUCGAGGAUGUCCUUGCUGUUGCAGGAGUAAUUUUCUUUGUUCCCAACGUUGUUUUGGCGUACCUGAUGAAUACCACGACACACUGGAUGAGCAACCAGACUUCCUUGGAAAGCGAUUUCAUCGGGACGCAGCCGAACAGCAAUGAAUACCAUUUGAUGGAACUCGGAUCGAAACUCUACUUGUACAACUGGUUCUCUUACUCUACAGCCCUGUGGACAUUGAAAGCGGCUUUUCUGGCAUACGUCAUCCGCCAAACUGCUGAAUCUGGCCGACGACAGACUCACAAGUCAUUUGGCUUCGGCUUUUUGUUUGUAACAUGGGUGGCAACGACGCUAGCCUUCUCACAAAGCUGCCGCCCGCUGUCCAACAUGUGGCAAAUGUAUGCGGAUACAAGCCGUAACUGCCAGCCUGCCACUUCACCGGUGCUGGUAAUGGCCUACUUUAGCUUUGAUACGAUGACGACUCUAUACUUGGCAAUGGCGGCUAUGCCUAUCACCCUGAGGCGAGGCAAGCCUAUGUGGGAAACAUUGCAGUGGAUCACGAUACUCGUGUGUGGGCUCAUUAUCACAGCAGUUGCACUCACACGAGCAAUUGUUCUGGUAUUGAAUCGUAACCAAGGCGUAGAGCGAACAGCAGAGCUUUUGGCUAUUUGGCAAAUUUUUGUCCUCAUCUCUAUUGUUGGCUUGGCAGAGUUCUUUUACCAUCCACAGGAGCCAUCUUAUCCUUCAGACCCAAAGGAUAUCGAAGAUGCCCGCUUCAAUGAUUUUAUUUAUUCGUCUCGAUUCUCAGCGAGGCAGCACAGUCUUGCUGAAUCAGAAGUCACCAUUGUCGUCGAUCCCAGCGAGGAAGACAUGUGCAAGAAGGAUGUAGAGGUAUCGGUUCAGGAGGUUACGCCAGAGGGACGCCGAAACUCGUGGAUUGAACGCAAAAUCGAAGUAUCUGUGCUUCAAGAAAGCUUCAUCGUUGCACCAGACGGGCCUUGCAAUAUCUGCGGGAACUAUACAAGAAGCUGGGCGAACGACGAGGACGCAAACAAGCCAGAGCAGCGGACUCAUUAUUUUGGAAGUGAUAUUCAUUUCCAUGUGCCGCGCUAUGGCCGCAAGACUAGCGACACAGAUGAGACGAUGAUUUGA